CAAGCGAGGGCCACACCGGCCUGCAGCUCCGAAGAACGGUGAUCCGUGCAGGCAAAGAUCUCGCGUGUCGAAGGGAACCGACAAGUAGAAUCCAAAAAAAAAGUCGUGUCGCCCUGGUUGGAUUCCGGUGAUGGUCUCUUUAGACUCAAAGUCGAUGCGAUGAGCUCGUCAAGGCACCAUGGCAGCUCACUUGGCCGGGCGUCUGGAGCUCAAGCGUCCGAGAGAGAAGGUACGGGGCUCCGAGGUUCGCGAAGCUCCGAGUCUCUGACUCGACUGAGAGACGAGCCCGCCGGAUCUCUACGUGGCAGCAGUGGCAGUGGUAGUGGCAGUGGCAGCAGCAGCAACACGCUCAUGCCGCCUCUGCCCAUGUCGCCCAACGAGGCGCUGGCGCAAAUUCACGCCGAAGGAAGUAAGCCUUCGUCGCCCGUCAGCAUACCUGGUGGCUCUGCGCAUCUUCAGCAGCAACAGCAGCAGCAGCAGCAACAACAACAGCAGAGAUCAACACACAGGUCGACGCUGUCCAACUCGUCCUUGGGCUCGUCUUCGCCUGCGUCGGUGGGCCAGAGCCCCUAUUCUGGUCUGCAGUAUGCUCCACGACAGGCACGCCCCACACAUGCAGCCCGGCCCUCGCAGGCCAAUUUCAUGUCCCACGCUACGCUCUUCCAUGCACAACAACAACAACAACAGCAGCAGCAGCAGCAGCAGCAGCCGUCCGACCCGGCAUCGGCGCUACUCACCCCCGGAUUACAGGCUCCACCAACUCAAGCCCAGCAUCUGACAGUGUCGGGAGAAGAGACCGCGCAGCAUCAGCAGCAGGCGAGCGCCGCUGCCCUGAAGCUGAGCAUUCAGCAGCUCCAGUCUGACGCCGAGCAGCUCGGUGUGCGGCGAGGCAGCGUAGGGUGGGCCCUGCUCGAGAGGCUGCAGGCAGCCACGGACGGCGAGUGGCUCACUCUAGCCACCCUUCUGGCCUCUUCUUCGUCGCUGCAUGCAGCCCCUCGAGACGGCGAUGUGGCCCUGCUGCUUCCCACGACGCCGCAGAGGGCCAAUGCGAGGGGCGAAUACCAGUCGCCGUCCAUCUCGCAGAUCUACAACCACAUCGUCUUUUCAACUUCGAAAAAGGCAUCAAUCGUUGGGGCUCUUGUCGGGCCUACCUCGCCGUCGUCGACAGCGCCAAAGGGUAAGGAGCGUCAAAUUCACGACAUCGAUGUCGUGACAUUGUCUGGCCUCCGAGCUAGCCUCACCACCACCACAACAGUCGCUGGCGAAGAGGGAGCAGUGAUAAGGGAGCUGCACGUCAAGAGCUUCAUUCCCAGGGAGGACAUGAGUUUCAUCAACGAGCUUCCUUUCCCAGAUCGAAGAGCAUACUUGUUUAAGACGUUGUCGCCCCUCCCUCAACCUCACCUCCCUGCGUCGUCGUCGUCGUCGUCGUCGUCGUCGUCGUCAUCGUCUUCGCUCCUUGCAUACCCCAGCUACCCGCUUGGAGCGUCUCGAAUCGACCUGACUCUACCAAUACACCCUGUUCUACCUCCGUUCAUUCCUCAACAGAUGCCUCGAGACCGAUCGGCGUCGUCGAGCAGCCAGCUCUCUCCGGAAACGGCUCAGGAGCAGCGACAGCGACAUCGAGCCUCGGCCUCAUUUGCAACCCUUUUUGGCGGACGGAGAAGCAACAGCGAUGUGCAGAAGCCCCCUGUCGAGCUUUCAGACACAAAGACAAUCUUGCCUUCCUCCUCCUCCACUUCUCUCAACACGGCAAACGGGAACAGCGGCGGCGGCGCCGGCAACAUAAAUGGGAGCACGAGGACCAUCUCGGUGAUUACGAUGGGAAAAGAGCUUCACCGUUCUGAUGUCUUGUCGGGCCUGGCUUCCAGCAUGACCCAUCGGAUCCGCGCCUCAUUACAAGGUCAGGACGAUGCGAUGCCAGACGAGAUCGUCGAGGUCAUCUGCAGCUUUGCAGCCAUCUUUGUGCCUCCGCCACCGGUCAGCUCAGCCAGACGGAGGACGCUGAGCGGUGCAAAGGCACCGCUGCGAGAAGCAUCGGGCGAAGAUCAGGCAGGGGUGCAAGAUGGCUUGCAACUAAAUUUAGCUUCGAAGGCCACGACGAUUGUCAGAUCGCCCACUUCGCCCAGCUUUGCCACCUCGUCCGGCGCAGCUCUCGCCAGCGCGCCCUUUUUGGCACCACCAGAUGACUUGGGCGAGAGCUUUCAGGACUUCUUUGCCAGCGUUCGAGAGCAAAUCGAGGCUUGGAUUCGGGGACGAUGGCGGGAGCAACGAAAUGACGGAGAGGAGAAGGAAAGGGAGAAGGAGAAAGCGGACGAGAUUGAGAAACUUGUGGACCAGAAGUUGAGCCUUGUCGAGAAGUUCAUCUGUGGCGAGGUCUAUGAUCGCAUCUUCUGUCCGCAUACAUCCAGCGAUAGCUUCCACGAUGAAUCGUUGUCGUCUCGCAUCGCCGCGCUCAAUGUUCUCGGCCUCAGCCUCUCUCACCUCGGCCUCGUUCUCCCAGACGUCGAGACGAGCAACGGAAGGGAAGCCAUGCAAGCUUUGGAUGCCAUCAUCGAGUCGUGCGGGGAGAAAUUGCAGUCUCUCAAUCGUCAUGGCUCAAGCCAGGCUCCAGGUGACAAAAUGACCCUCCUCGUCGAUGCGCACAAGGGCAUCGUUGAUGGUCUGGAUCGGCUACCUUACAAGAUUGAGCUUCGCGACGAAGACGAAGACAUCGAGGGAGGAAGAGAGGAGCACGAGAGAGCCAAGGGUGGAGAGGACAAGCCAGACGAAGGAGGGGAAGCAAAUGCCGGAAAAAAGACAACUUCGAGCGCAGAUCUAAUCCUCCCGCUUCUCAUCUACUCAAUUGUCAAAUCGAAUCCGGCACAGAUGGCGAGCAAUCUCCUCUACGUCCAGCGCUUCCGAGCCGAGAGCUUGCUGCGUGGCGGAGAGGCGAGCUACUGCCUCGUCAACGUCCAAGCUGCUGUUGCCUUUCUGGAGAAUGCAGAACCGGCAUCGUUGGGUCUGCGAGGGCCUCAGGUGGAGAGUCUUCGAGACGUCUUUGCCCGUCCUUCCCACCUUGAGGGUUCGUUGGGUUUCGCUGCCGGGCAGGCGAAGCGAAGCGCCAGCCAGCACGACAUUCGUGCAGCCCAGGCCCUCGCUGCGGCUAACGAGGGCUCGCUGCCGAUGCCCGUGCGCAUGCGCACAAGGCUGACCCAGGAGAUCAGCGAAUUGGCCGGCAUGUCCAACCGCGCCAUCACGGGCGUCAUGGGCUCCAGCAUGACGGCAUUUGGACGCAUGAUGGGUGCAGGUGCUGCUGUGGGCAUGGAAACACUCGAGAGGGGCAAAGGUUUUGAAGGUGUCCUCAGCUCCUCUGCAUCGAGCGGUCGGAGCCUGCUCAUGCCGAGGUCCGUCUCGCAACCAAAGUUGAGCGAAGGCACGGAUCAGCCAAACCCGACGCUGGCCACCGGCGGAACGGACUACUCUCGCGAGGACGAAGGACCAGAGUGGGAUCCUCGGCCGGAAGGUCCACAGAGGGAAGAGAGCAGCGGUAGCAACAGCUACAAACCAAGCAUUAGCGACCGUCUUGCCUCGAUUCCCAUGCUGAACCGGCUGGCGGCAGCCUCUUCACCCCUCAUUGCAUCAGCCAAUCAGCUCGAGCCCUCGCCGACGAUGACCUCCAACAAGGAUCUUCCCCCGACCACAAACCCCUCCGCUUUCGCACCACCUCCACCGCCAGCCUCAUUCAAGCCACACCGCUCGAGAGGGCAGAUACAGACAUCAGAUCUGGCCCUGGGCGUAGGAGGGUCGAGUCUUGUCAGCGGCCCAGAGAGUGUGACAGUGUCUCCGACUCCACACACGCCAACGUCUGCACAGUCCGUUGCGCAUCCCGAACAGCUUCAUCUUCCCGCAUCGCUCCAAUCACCGUAUCCACCGCUGUCGAAACCACCUAGAUCCUCCAGACCGCUACACGUUGUGUUGGCAACGACGGGAAGCGUUGCGAGCGUAAAACUGCCCCUCAUUGUCGAGAGACUUCUAGAGUACGAAGACGUCAGGGUGCAGAUCAUCUCGACAAAGUCUUCUCAGCAUUUCUUCGAACGGUCGUUUAUCGAUCACAUCUCGGAGGAAAGCGUCGAUAGCCCGUACAAUGUUGCGAGUCUCGCAAACGAGAACCGAACCGCUGGUCGGGUUUCUUCCUCUCCCGAGCCGGACAGCGCCAAGAGGGCCCACUUGUGGACGGACGAAGACGAGUGGGCGUCAUGGUCCAAGAUUGGUGACGCCAUUCUCCACAUUGAGCUCCGCAGAUGGGCAGACAUUGUCCUUGUUGCGCCGUGCAGCGCCAACACGCUUUCCAAGAUCAAUGCGGGCGCUUGUGACGACCUGCUUACGAGCUUCCUGAGAGCCUUGUCGCCCACGACGCCUACGUUGCUUUUCCCCGCCAUGAACACGCUCAUGUGGAUGCACCCCCUCACUAGCCGGCACUUGGCCUUUGCGACCGAGGUGCUCGGGUACGAGGUGGUGGGGCCUAUUCCAAAGCGCCUGGCAUGCGGCGACCUGGGCCAAGGCGCCAUGUACGAAUGGAGCGACAUCGUUCAGCUCGUCGUGGAGCGGUACGGCCUAGUAAGAAGAAUGGCAGGUGCGCAAGGUGUCGAAGACAAGGUAGCGUGAUGGAAAUACGUGCAACAAGGACGAUACCAAAAUUACAAGGAAGGGAGAGAAAGAAGGGAGUCUGUCUAAUUAUUAAUGCUGCUAAAUAUGGCUAAAAGACGGCUCGCAUCAGUCUGACGAGGCUCCUUUGACCUUUUUGGCAGUGCCAAUAACGGU
Acaromyces ingoldii is the source of this 4800-nucleotide messenger RNA. RefSeq lists its product as hypothetical. Lineage: Eukaryota; Fungi; Basidiomycota; Exobasidiomycetes; Exobasidiales; Cryptobasidiaceae. Gene Ontology annotation, biological process: coenzyme A biosynthetic process. The transcript is spliced from 4 exons. Bases 160 to 4644 code for a protein of 1494 amino acids. Gene Ontology annotation, cellular component: phosphopantothenoylcysteine decarboxylase complex. The record is from RefSeq and is a predicted model, not a curated record. Gene Ontology annotation, molecular function: FMN binding; phosphopantothenoylcysteine decarboxylase activity.